Molecule: messenger RNA, 570 nt
Organism: Dictyostelium discoideum AX4
Lineage: Eukaryota; Evosea; Eumycetozoa; Dictyosteliales; Dictyosteliaceae
Gene: rasC
Product: Ras GTPase
Exons: 3
Coding region: 1-570 (189 amino acids)
Biological process (GO): signal transduction
Cellular component (GO): plasma membrane; membrane
Molecular function (GO): GTPase activity; G protein activity; GTP binding
Source: RefSeq, a predicted model, not a curated record
AUGUCAAAAUUAUUAAAAUUAGUUAUCGUUGGUGAUGGUGGUGUUGGUAAAUCGGCACUUACUAUUCAAUUAACACAAAAUCAAUUCAUUGCUGAAUAUGAUCCAACUAUAGAAAACUCUUAUCGUAAACAAGUAAACAUUGAUGAAGAAGUUUACAUGUUAGAUAUUUUAGAUACAGCCGGUCAAGAAGAGUAUAGCGCUAUGAGAGAUCAAUAUAUUAGAUCAGGUAGAGGAUUUUUAAUUGUUUACAGUAUUAUAUCAAGAGCAAGUUUUGAAGCUGUUACAACAUUCCGUGAACAAAUUUUAAGAGUUAAGGAUCUCUCAACCUAUCCUAUCGUAAUCAUUGGAAAUAAAGCAGAUUUACCAGACAAAGAUAGAAAAGUACCACCAAUGGAGGGUAAGGAGUUAGCAAAAAGUUUUGGUGCACCAUUUUUAGAAACAUCAGCCAAAUCUAGAGUAAACGUUGAAGAGGCCUUCUUUACCCUCGUUAGAGAAAUUAAAAGAUGGAAUCAAAAUCCACAAAACGAAGAGAUGCUCCCACCAAAGAAAAGGGGAUGUAUUAUAUUGUAA